GUUAACAGCACGCUGGACACGGCCCCUGACAAGGUGCAAGAGCAGUCCCAGGACGUGGUGGCAAAGACCCAGGAGCAGCUGGGUCUCAUCAGACAGGAGAUCGGGAGCUUGCAGGAGCGGCUGGAGCGGCUGCUGUUCCAGGAUGUGGAGGAGAAUGUUGGGGCCUUUGUGGGCAAUGCCACAUCGGCGCUGGAGGAGUACAGGGGGCUGAUCAUCCCCUCGGAUGGGCUCAGGUGGAGCGUGUGUGCCCUCCUGUGCUGCAUGGUGCUGCUGGUGGUCCUCUGCAACCUCUUCGGGGUGAUGCUGGGCCCGCUGGGCCUGAAGGAGAGCGUGCUGCCCACGCAGCGCAGCAGCCUCUCCAACGCUGGCGGGAACUUCUUCAUGGCAGGGGUCGGCUUCAGCUUCAUCUUCUCCUGGCUGCUGAUGCUGCUGGUGCUAAUCACUUUCAUGCUGGGGGGAAACAUCUACAUGCUCGUCUGUGAGUCCUGGCGCAGCCAGCAGCUCUUCCAGCUCGUGGACACCCCCGGGCUGAUUCCUGGCCUCAGUCUGUCAGAGCUGCUGGGACAGGAGGAUGGCACAGCAAACUUCUCAGAGAUAUACAGGCAAUGCCAGCAAGACACUGCCCUGUGGCAAGUGCUGCACGUGGACGAGAGUGUUUCUCUGGAUGAGCUCUUGAACAUCAGUCAGUACACAGGUGAGAUCUCUACAGCCUUCGAGAAGAUGAACAUCACCCUGAGCCCCAUCAGCCUGCUCAGCCAGAGCCAGAGAGACUUGCUGCUGAAUGCUAGCCGGGCUGGGCAGCCCCCUGACUUCACCCUGACCCUGGAGCAGCUGGAUCAGAACAUGACCCAGGGAAGCCUCCUGGAUUUAGCUGCAGAGCUGGAGCAGCUGGCAGACAGUGGGGACUCGGGUGUGGAAGAGGACCUGAAGGCUCAUGCUAGCAAGCUGAGGGAGCUGGACAAGGAGAUGCAGACGAACUUCUCUGGGCUGAUGCAAAGCCUGAAGGAGGACAUCCACUUGGUGCAGAGCAGGGCUGCCCAACUCGAGGAACAGACAAAAGCUGCUCUGGACAAAGCCAACAAAACCCAGGUGUUCCUGGAGAGGGAGAUAACAAACAUCAUCGAGAAUGAGACACAGGCUUUCUUGGAGGAACUGUUGAACUUCUUUGGGACCUACAUCUCCUGGGCCAAAAGCAGGCUGACAGGAGAUGUGGCACGUUGCAAACCCAUAGCUCAGGCCCUGGAUAAUGUGGAGGCCAUCACCUGCGACUACCUCCUGGAUUCUCUGAACGCCUUCUGGUUCAGUCUGGGCUGGUGCACUGUCUUCCUGCUGCCCAGCAUCAUCCUGGCCGUCAGACUUGCCAAAUUUUACCGCCGCAUGGACGUUGCUGAUGUCUACAGGGAUGAAGCCUUGGAGAUGCCACCCAUGUUCAACUUCCACAAAGACCCCCGGCCAUCCACAAGGCAUUAG
This is a messenger RNA of Apaloderma vittatum (bar-tailed trogon), 1470 nucleotides long. RefSeq names its product prominin 2 (gene PROM2). Gene Ontology annotation, molecular function: cholesterol binding. The annotation marks the transcript as partial. The record is from RefSeq and is a predicted model, not a curated record. Gene Ontology annotation, cellular component: cilium; apical plasma membrane; prominosome. The transcript has 17 exons. NCBI's taxonomy places the organism in Eukaryota, Metazoa, Chordata, Aves, Trogoniformes, Trogonidae.